AAUUUAGAUGGUUCUUUCAUUUUUUUUUUGUUGAUGUACUCUUUUUUAUGGAUUUUGAAUGAAAUGUUUGUUCAUUAUUAGAAAAAAAAUACUGACAGAUGUAGUGAAGAAUAUUAUUACUUAAGAGAUGAUAGGAAAAGGGAGUCGAUAACAAAUGAAUAAAUAAAUAAAUAAAUAAAUAAAUGGAGAGAUGUAGAAUUGCAUAGUGAAAAAUGAGGAGAAGAAUAGGAAACGGCCAAAAGAAUGGACGGUGGAGAUUAGAGAGAUGAGAUGUUGAGUUUGGAAUUGGAAAGCUCUUUUUAUUGGAAUCUCAGGAGCUCCGACGCCGAUGGCAUUAAAGGAAACAUGGUAGGCCACCUGCCUCAGCCUCACACUCACACCGCCAUUUCUCUCAUAUAUUUCCCCAAUGCUUCUUUCGUUACUUCCAAAGCUGAACAACAAUAACAACCUCUCUUCACAUUUUCUCUUCUCAAUUUCAACUCCAACUCCUCUCAUUCUCUUCUUCUUCUUUCUCCAAUGGCUCCUCCUCCUCCGCCCCUUAAUCUCAAGCAAUCUUCCUCCUCCGCUGCCCAAACCUUGACCGCCACUACUGGCCAGGAUGCUCGCCUUCUUGUUCGCGAGACUCUUCGAAUUAGCGCCGGUUUGGCCUCUGCUCCGCCCGAUGUGUCGCCAUCCUCUCUGCCUUCGGUUGCCGGCCACCGCCAGACUAAUCGCAAGCUCGGCCUGGUCGAGGACGAGUUCAUAGCCUCCAGCUUGAGAUUGAUUUGCUGCGAGGAACUCGAUGGCCGCCGAUGGCAGUACGUCGCUGAGAGUGAUCCCUCCGGUCUAAGCUUUAAGAAAGGAUCCUUCCGAGCCCUCAGCUUGCAAACUCCGCAACUCCCGUUGGACGGUUUGGUAGCAUUUGUUAGAUCCUAUGUUGUUCCAGAGGGUUUCCCUGAUAGUGUAACCCCAUCCUACGUCCCCUAUAUGACAUGGAGAGCUUUGAAGCACUUCUUUGGGGGAGCAAUGGGUGUUUUCACAACUCAAACUCUUUUAAAUUCAGUUGGUGUCUCCAGAAAUAGGGCUACUCCUGGUGCUAUCGCCAUUAAUUGGAUUCUCAAGGAUGGUGCUGGUCGUGUUGGGAAAAUGCUUUUUGCCCGGCAGGGAAAGAAAUUUGAUUAUGAUCUAAAACAGAUGCGAUUUGCUGGUGAUCUUCUCAUGGAGUUGGGUGCUGGUGUGGAGUUGGCCACUGCCACUGUGCCUCACCUUUUUCUUCCUUUGGCGUGUGCAGCUAAUGUGGCGAAGAACAUUGCUGCUGUGACAUCGACAUCAACUCGUACACCCAUUUACAAAGCCUUUGCUAAAGGAGAAAAUAUUGGAGAUGUCACUGCUAAAGGAGAAUGUGUUGGAAAUAUUGCAGACCUGCUGGGAACUGGGAUGAGCAUACUGAUUUCAAAAAGAAAUCCUUCGUUGGUUACUACAUUUGCUUUGCUUUCAUGUGGAUAUGUUCUCAGCUCUUACCAAGAGGUUAAAUCUGUUGUGUUGCAUACGUUGAACCGGGCAAGAUUCACUGUUGCUGUAGAGUCCUUCCUAAAGACAGGACGUGUACCUUCAUUGAAGGAGGGAAACAAGAAUGAAAACAUAUUUAGUUUCCCAUGGUUGAAAGAGAGCCAUGUAGUUCUUGGACCAAGAUUCAAAGAUGCAUUCCAAGACCCAGGGGAGUAUCUUGCGGUAGAGCCUUUCUUUGAGAGGGAGAAAUAUAUUGUUACAUAUAAUCCAUCAAAGGACCAAGUAUAUGCGUUGCUAAAGGACCAGGCGAAGCCAGAUGACAUUCUGAAGGCAGCGUUUCAUGCUCAUGUACUUUCUCAUUUCAUACUCUCAUCAUACGGGGGCCGCCGUUCAGCAUCUCAAAAGAGGAAAGAUGGUCAUUCAAACACUGUGCCCACCACAGCAGUUGAUCUAGAAGCUCAGAUUGCGGAGUCAUGUAGGAUAGUCUCGGCAUCGUAUGUUCUUUUCAAGCAUAAAACUGCUGAGCAGGGUUGGACAAUGUCAGAAUCAUUACUUAAUCCAGGCCGCGCUCGUAUAUGUUAGAGUGCUUAAUUGGGAAAGAGACGCUGAGGCUGUUCUAUACUUGGUUGAAUGCGAGUUGAUGGUUGGGACAAAACCUUCGUAAGGAUUACCAGAUCCAUGGCAUCAUAAGAAACAUGUCUCCUAUGAAGCCAAUGUGCUCUCUUAUUCUUCUCAUUUGCUCUUUGUUCGGUUGGAGACGGCAUGUUAUACUGUUUUAAGAGUUUAGAAAUAGCUCAAUUGUAGAUAGUACGUGUUAGUGCAUAUAUUACAAUUUCAUAUUACUUGCUAGGAGGUUUUAUUUCGAGUUUAUCGCCAUUUUUCUUUUUCGGCUAACUGUAUAACCUAUACAUUAUUGUGUUUUUUUUUUCAGCCCAUAAAACAUGAUUUCCGAACUAUUAAGUGUUGUAAAGUGAUCUUUCUGUAAAGUUUUGUCAUACGAUAGAACAUUUAUGUGGCUGUUUAGUUUA
Messenger RNA from Cannabis sativa, 2516 nucleotides. RefSeq names its product protein root UVB sensitive 6. The record is from RefSeq and is a predicted model, not a curated record. NCBI's taxonomy places the organism in Eukaryota, Viridiplantae, Streptophyta, Magnoliopsida, Rosales, Cannabaceae. The coding region runs from base 517 to 2070 and encodes 517 amino acids. The transcript has 13 exons.